AUGCUGGGUGCAUCCAGUGAUGCCGGCGAUGAACGUCUGCUACAUAAUCAUCAUGGUGGUGGGCACGUAGCAGUAUGCGAUACAGGCGCCAUGCCCACCAUAUCUCCACCACCACUGUGGCUAUGUGGCAGACGUUCAUCGCCAGCAUCACUGGAUGCGUGCACGGACAUAGGUGGCUCGAUAAGUAUCAAUGGAGAACUGCGGGAGUUGCACGAGUUCACGAAGAUGUCGUGUUAUAUCAUGCAAAACGAUAUCGUACAACCAAAUCUUACAGUUUUCGAGGCAAUGUCCUUUGCCGCAGACUUUAAGCUCGGCAAAGGAAAAUCUAAAUCACAGAAACGCGCCGUUAUAGAUGAAAUUCUAAGUACUCUUAGAUUAACGGAAACACGAAAUACGGUUACAGACAGGCUCUCAGGUGGUGAAAUAAAGAGACUAUCAAUCGCACUCGAGCUCGUAAAUAAUCCACCUGUUAUUUUCCUCGACGAACCGACCACCGGACUGGACGAGUUAUCUUCCGCCAAGUGCAUUGAUAUUCUCAAAAGAUUGGCGCAUUUAGGAAGGACUGUCGUGUGCUCGAUGCACACACCCAGCGCGAGUACAUUUAAUAAAUUUGAUCACAUUUACGUCCUGACGGACGGGCAAUGCGUUUACAGGGACAGCACGAGUAACUUAGUGCCAUUCUUGCAAAACAUAGGCCUAGAAUGCCCAAAAUAUUACAAUCCGGCGGACUUUAGUAAGUUAAACGCAUAA
Molecule: messenger RNA, 750 nt
Organism: Vollenhovia emeryi
Lineage: Eukaryota; Metazoa; Arthropoda; Insecta; Hymenoptera; Formicidae
Product: ATP-binding cassette sub-family G member 4-like
Exons: 5
Coding region: 1-750 (249 amino acids)
Cellular component (GO): plasma membrane
Molecular function (GO): ATP hydrolysis activity; ATP binding
Source: RefSeq, a predicted model, not a curated record